Didymella exigua CBS 183.55 is the source of this 798-nucleotide messenger RNA. RefSeq names its product adaptin ear-binding coat-associated protein 2. Gene Ontology annotation, cellular component: clathrin vesicle coat; membrane. Lineage: Eukaryota; Fungi; Ascomycota; Dothideomycetes; Pleosporales; Didymellaceae. The transcript has a single exon. Gene Ontology annotation, biological process: endocytosis. The record is from RefSeq and is a predicted model, not a curated record. Bases 1 to 798 code for a protein of 265 amino acids.
AUGAACGCCGACCCCCUCACAGGGCAGCCGCUGCCCGCUAGCGCAAUUCAGCGUGUCCUGUUCAUCGCGCCCAAAGUCCACGUCUACCAAAUCCCGCCCGCAACCUCCACAAAGGGCUACCAGGCCAGCAGCUGGACCGCAAACAACAAUAAGAUGCAGAUAUUUACCGCGCGGAUACGUAUCGUCGAGACCUCGAUCCCACCCGAGCGCGACGACGCCGACGAAAAGGUGUCGACCACCAUCUUGCUCGAGGAUUCCAAGACCGGCGACCUGUUCGCCGCGGCGCCAUAUACGAGUGAGCGCGCGGUUGAGCAGGCGCUGGAUAGCAGUCGGUUCUUCGCGAUCACAGUGGUGGGCGAGGGGCGGAAGGCGGUGUUGGGCAUGGGAUUCGAGGAGCGCAGCGAGGCGUUUGAUUUCAGCAUUGCAUUGCAAGACGCGCGGAAGGCGCUGGGCUUUGAAUCCAAAGCUGCAAAUCCCGGCGCAAAGCCUAUGUCUAAGCAGGAGGAAGUCAAGCGCGAUUUCAGCCUCAAGGAGGGCGAGACAAUAAGCAUCAACCUGGGAGGCUUGAAGGGAAGACGGCAGCGCCCGGAUGCAGAGAAGAGUCCGAAUGAGCAGAAGAGUGAGCAGGAGGCGCUGUUCAGUAUUGCACCGCCGCCGGGGAGUGGUGGGGCGAGUUUCCUGCCGCCGCCGCCUAGUGCGAAGAGUGUGAAGGAGGAGAGAAGGCGGAGUAGGCAGAACUUUGAGCCCACGCCGGAAGAUCUGGGGUUCGACGAUGGAGAAUUCGGCGAGUUUCAGUAA